This is a messenger RNA of Actinia tenebrosa (Australian red waratah sea anemone), 1472 nucleotides long. RefSeq names its product GTP-binding protein Di-Ras1-like. Lineage: Eukaryota; Metazoa; Cnidaria; Anthozoa; Actiniaria; Actiniidae. The record is from RefSeq and is a predicted model, not a curated record. Gene Ontology annotation, molecular function: GTPase activity; GTP binding.
CACAUGUAAAAACUGAUGCGUGACACGAAACAUUUGUAACACGAGCUACACAAACCUGUCAUUUGAAGAGGAUAUACUACACGAAAACAUUCUUCAUACGACAGUACAUGUAGGCACGCACUGAAUUCAUUACUCUAGUCUUUAUCAAACGAAAGUACUAGCCACAUUACUAGCCUAAUAGAGGUUAUCGUUAGCAUUUUAUUACCAUAAAUGGCAACGACAUCUUUGCGACACCAAGAUCAAGAUGGUUUGAAUGUUGAAACCAGAAAAUUUACCAUAGUGUUCUUUGGUGAUUCUUCUGUUGGCAAGACAUCUUUGAUACUCAGAUUCUUGGGAUAUGGGUUUUCAGACGAAUAUCAACCGACAAUUGAAGACUUUUUCAUUAAACAUGUAYUUUAUAAUAACAAGACAUGUGAACUUCAACUGAUUGAUACUACGGGAACGUACGAGUUCCCCGCCAUGAGGAAAGUGGAUAUCUUGAAGGCUGAUGCAUUUGUUCUGGUUUACACUCCAAACAACCCUGUUUCCUUCAAGAAGUUGAGUCGAUACAGAAGUGAGAUACUCGAAGAAGGAAAAGACAAAUGCCCAUGUAUUGUAGUAUGCAACAAGAGUGACCUUGGAAGGGAUGUUCAACAGCCAAUACUCAGGGAUCACAGAGGAAUGCAGGUCAGCGUACAACAUUUAGUAGAAAACCAGUGGAGGUGCCAUUGGAUGGACUGUUCAGCCAAAGAAAAUUAUAACGUUGAACUUAUAUUUUACAGGCUUUUAGAUGACAUUUGUAAACUAUAUCAAACUGAAACACCUCUUCGUAAAAUAAGUUCUUUACUACAGCUGCGGAAAAAAUCGGUUUCUAAACAGUCUUUGGCAAGUCUAGACCACGAAAACACAAGAUGAUAACCUAGUAAUUCAGCAGUGAUAGAAUUCUACAGCCGAACACAAAUGACUAUAUACUAGGGCGAUAUUUUGACAUCUGAAGUGAAAGUUCAGCUCAGUCGUAGCUACGACUUCCGAGUGGCAUCACUACUUAGACAAAGAUUUCAGCGCGUGCAAACAGGCAGCAGACAUUGGCAAUGUUAUCAUCGAGUUUUCCGGCAUUUUAUUUUACCUUCUGCAAACCUUCUCGCAUGCAAAAGACAAAUAUUCAUUCAUUUAUUUGCUUUUUUUUUAAAUUCUUUUUCAUUGAUUUUGAAGAAUGUUUUAGUGCUUGUCAUGACGAUCAACUGACAUUUCACGUUAGUCGCGCGUAAAAGAAUGCUUUUUACUCUCAAAUAUCUUUUAUGUAUCAUUUUGCUAGAAUCAACACAGGGAACCCGGCUAUAUAUUUUUUGCUUCUUUUAGAAAAUUAACUUUGCUCUUUGUGGGCUUCCUGUGUUGUGAUCAGUUUCCUUUUACAUAAGGUGUAAUCAGAUCGGCGCUGUAAUCAGAUCGGCGUGGUAAACUGAUAGCCAAUUAAAUUCAAAUCAAUAACCGUU